AUGUCCACUGCGAAGUUGGCAGAUUCGAAUUCACCGUCGGUGCCGAUGGUAUCAUCCCCGACGACGGCUCCCGCUGAGGAGGCUGUUGAUACGUGGCAGCUCGUGCGGUUUGCUUACCGCUACAUGGUAUGUGAGCAGCGCAUCAUACUCGUCUCCAGCUUCUUCAUGGCUUGCGCAACUCUGUUGAGCAUUUCGAUUCCGGCCCUCGCCGAAGAGAUUGUGUCGUACGGCAUGGAGACGAUCACAAAGACUCUGAACGGUGUCUCGCACACUGUCGAGGACUCUCGUGCCACAUCGCCGGCGGCAGCCCCGGGGGUGUACGGGCUUGGGAUGUCUGCAGAGGGUGCGGAUCAGUUCUCCUUUCUAGGCCUCGGUGCGCUCAGCGAGCGCAUCUGCAAGCCGCUGCUUCCAAUCUUUUUUGCUGUUUUGCGCGUUGUGUGCGGUGCUGUUGUUCUCGGAACUGGUGCAGAGGCCGCGGCGUGGCCAUCUCCCUACGUUGAAGGAAUUCUGUGCCGUUGCCUUCUCAUGGCAAUGGCGAUCGCAUGCUAUCAUGCGACUUCUCUGCUCGCUCAUCUGGCCGCGUACUACGCGGGGUCGGGAGCGCAAAACGCUUUGAUGAAGGACAGCGUACAUCGUAUUCUUCUUACCCUACACCCCGAGCGCGUCACAGUCGUGAGCGCGGUGAAGCUGGCGCAGCUCAUCACCGCCAGUGGACGAGCCUUGAGCGAUACGACGGGUGAGCUGCUCACAAACGUGCUCUCGCAAGUAAUGUACACAGUCGGCUUCUUUGCCGUAAUGCUCUUUCUCUCCUAUCAGCUGACCCUGACCAUUCUAGUCGGUGUGGUGUUCGUUCAGUGUCUCUUUUUUUUUCAAGGGAUGUCGCUGCAUCGCCAGGGCUGCCGCGUGACAGCUGAGGAGGCGAGCGUGCAGUCGUACAUCGCGAACGUUCUGCAGCGCAGUCAGACCGUUCUCGUCUUUGGUUGCAGCGAUUUUGUACUGAGUCGCAUGGCAGACCGAUUGGCGCAGGUACGGCGGCUCACAAACAGCCUUAACCGUAGCAUCCACGGCUACACCGCCGUCAGCUCCGGCCUCACCCGUCUCAUCCUUGUGGUGGCGCUCGGGCUGUCGAACUACUACCAGCAGAAGGGUCAGCUUGACAUACGACACACAAUCUUGUACUUUGCGUGCUUUCAAUCGUUCGUAAACACACUUGCGUCGCUUUCAUCUUCUGUGAGUCAGCUGCGCGCCACGCUCGGGCGUCUCAGGACGUUGCAUUCGAUACUGCGCUGGUACUCGGAGCCGCUCGUUGUCACCACGGGAGAGGACGGCGCCGCGGCCACCCCCGAGGCCGUGGUCGACGUGCAGGAGUCCGCCUCGGCGGCUGUAGAUCUGGAUCACGUGAGUUUCUCAUACCCAGUGGUGCCAGCUUUCUUCAGCGAGGUGAACGGCGCCACUGGUGCGGGCAACGCCGUAGCCGCUUUGGAGAAGCACCUGGGCAGCGCCAUGGGCAGUCAGCACAGUAACGGCGUGUCGCAGGUGAGCUUCACGGCUGUUGUUGGGGGUAUCACUGUGCUUUACGGUCCUAGCGGGUGUGGUAAGAGCACCUGUCUACGGCUGCUGUGUGGUCUGGUGCGGCCACGCACAGGCACAGUACACACACAGCGUAGAGUCGUGCUGUUAGAGCAGCAGCACGCGAUUUUCAUCGGCACGGUGGCGGAGAACAUUUUGCUUACCAAUUUAUCGGACUUGGGCACUAGUAUGGCUGACGCAGGUGCGUCGAAACCCAUGCUUCCACUGGGCCACGUUCCUCAGUCGCCAACCGCUGCAGCGGCUUUCGCGGAAUUGCAUCGACGUGUCACGGACGCGGCGGCGAAGAGCGGGUGCGCAAGUUUUCUAAAAAGCCCGUUCAGCACCUUCAUCGAGAGCGUCGAUCACCCACAGUUUAGCGGUGGCCAGCUGCAGCGUAUCGCUUUGGCGCGAGUGUUCGCGCGGACGGACGGCUACUCGCUUGUUCUCCUAGAUGAGCCUACCACUGGACUAGACCGGAACGCUGUGGAGUUGCUGCUGGAGAGCAUCAGGGAACUGCGUGACACCCAUCAUAAGACGGUUCUGAUUUCCACGCACGACCACCGUGUGGCGGAAGUCGCGGACAAAGUGAUUGAUAUGUCUACGAGCGCAGUGGAGACACGAUGA
Messenger RNA from Leishmania braziliensis MHOM/BR/75/M2904, 2193 nucleotides. Its product is annotated as ABC transporter-like protein. NCBI's taxonomy places the organism in Eukaryota, Euglenozoa, Kinetoplastea, Trypanosomatida, Trypanosomatidae. The transcript has a single exon. Bases 1 to 2193 code for a protein of 730 amino acids. The record is from RefSeq and is a predicted model, not a curated record. Gene Ontology annotation, cellular component: membrane. Gene Ontology annotation, biological process: transmembrane transport. Gene Ontology annotation, molecular function: ABC-type transporter activity; ATP hydrolysis activity; ATP binding.